Caenorhabditis briggsae is the source of this 1050-nucleotide messenger RNA. Bases 1 to 1050 code for a protein of 349 amino acids. Lineage: Eukaryota; Metazoa; Nematoda; Chromadorea; Rhabditida; Rhabditidae. Gene Ontology annotation, molecular function: phosphoric diester hydrolase activity. The record is from RefSeq and is a predicted model, not a curated record. Gene Ontology annotation, biological process: lipid metabolic process. The transcript has 3 exons.
AUGGAUCUUCUAACCUUCGUCGCGUGGAUUCUGAUCGUCGGAUUCUUCUAUCUCCUAACCCUUCUCGCCCUGAAAUACAAGACAAUUCGAGUCGUCCUCGCCAUCAUUUUCUUCCUUCCAUUUGCUGUGAUGCUCGCAUUCUUCAUCUUCAGAAUCCCCCAACUUCAGAAGACUGAAGCACAUCGUCAGGAGUUCUUUGCCACGUGGAAAGUUGGAGGACACCGUGGAAGUGCACAUGGUGAUAUACCGGAGAAUAGUCUGGAAGCGUUUUCAGCAGUGAAGAAGGAAGGAGGACAGUUGGCUGAGAUGGAUAUUCAGAUUACAAAGGAUGGCGUUCCGGUGAUUUGUCAUGAUGCGAAUACAGUUCGUGUGACCGGAGUGGACAAGGAUAUCUCCUCAAUGAACAUCACCGAAUUCCGUGCCCUCCGAUUCCUCAACACCAACGUCUCGCUGCCAACGUUUGAAGAAGCCGUCGCUCAUUGUGUAGCCAAUAAUAUUAUGAUGAUUUGGGAUGUAAAGAAUGUCGAUGAGAAUCUUUUGAAACAAUUUGUAGUUCAAAUUAGAACCCAUAAUUUGUACUCGAAAGUUCUAGUAUCCGGAUUCAAUCCAAUCGAUGUCUAUAAGGUGAAAUUGGCGGACCCCAAGAUUUUGACAGGUAAGAAAACUGGAUCGAUUUUUUACAGUGUGCAAACUUUAAAGGCGCAUAACUUACAAUUUAUUGCAGGAUUCACAUGGAGAAGCUGGGAACUAAGCACCACUGACGAAUCUGCGACAAUUCCAAGAUUCACUGGAGCUCUGAAUGCGAUUGCUCAGGUUUUGGAUGUCCUGGUUUUUGGACUGGCCCGCAGUCUCCUAAUGCCCAAAUUCUUGGGAUCUGACGUCAUCUUUUAUCAUGUUAAUGAUAUCAGCAGAUUCCUGAAGUCCGACGCCGCCUCCAACAACAUCUACGUCGCCGGCUGGACGAGCAACAACGAUGAAGAGCAAGUCUGGCUCCGCGACUAUCUCAAUGUGCCAUUUAUCACGGAUAACGUUGGUACCGUACCCCAUUAG